AUUCGGGAACAACGCACCCUGCAAUUUCCUCGGUUGCGGCGAGUAAUGCCCAGAGAGCGAGCGUCCCGAAAAUUAUAUUUCCCGAUUCGUCCCUGGUCCCGCGACACUCGUCCGCGCGCGAUUGCUUCCCCUGGCCGGCACCCCCACGCCACGUCUGGCGAAUGUAAGUAAAAUGGUGGCCGUCACCUGUACCGUUCGGCAGCGCUAUGUCUGCGUGUCUGCGCAUUGAGGACGGCGUCGCCACCGCCGCCGACGAGGUUUCGUCGCGGGCCAUGGACGCCAGCGGGUCGCGUUCCGCUCAGUACCGGGUUCUGCUGGAUCGGUUCCGGAGUUUGGAGGCGAGUCACGCGAGGCUGAAGGAGGAGCUCGAGGCGCUGAUCAAGGAGAAAGGGAUGGGGGAUGAGGAGUCGUCGGAUUCCGGCGAGACGUCGCCGGAGUAUGGGUGGGGAAACAUGCCGGGGUGUUUCUCGGUGACGGGUUAUUUCUUGAACGUCUUGCAGUGUAUGGGUCAUGCCGUUCAUGUUUGCUCUGCUUUGUCUGGAGAGAUCUUAUUCUGGAAUCGUUCAGCUGAAGAACUGUAUGGAUGGAAGCACUAUGAAGUGGUGGGACAAAGAGUUGUAGACCUGCUUAUUGACGAAGAACACUUUAUCACUAUCAAGAAAAUCUUCGAAAGAGUGAGCUCUGGGCAGUCAUGGUCAGGUCAGUUCCCUUUUAGGAAGAGGUCUGGUGAGAUAUUUAUGGCGCUAGUGACAAAAAGCCCAUUAUAUGAGGAAGAAGAUGGUAGGUUUGUUCUUGGUGGUGUUAUCAUUGUCUCCAGUGAUGCAGCUGUAUUUAAUGGUACGAGGUCAGAAAUAUUGAAACAAUAUCAUGAUCGCGGCAAUGGCCAACAAAGAGUAUGGGGAUUAAACCUGAAAAGGAUUCAGUGGCAAACACCGCCACAAAUUGCAUCAUCUGUUUCCAAUCUGGCAUCGAAAGUUCUAUCUCGGAUACGUGAAGAUGAUAUAAGCAAUGGAAGUGCAACUGCUGGGGACAGAGAGGAUGCUCGACUAGACACAGGGGAUGAAAAUUCAGACAAGCCUAAAAUGGCAGUGAAGGCUACUAUCGAAUUGCUUAAGGGGAAGAGUGCCUGCAAUGAUGAAUCUACAUUUGAGCUUCCUCAACCUUCCAAAUUCGCAGCAAAAGUGCUAGCAAAGUUGCAGAUCAGGGGAUCAGUGGAUUAUGCAAAGGCAAAGGAUACAAGUGCUAAACAGCGUGCUUCAAAUGAUGGUUUGGUAAGCAAAGAAGUGAAAAAUGAGCAGAAAUCCCCAGCUGGUUUGGAGGCAACAACUUCAUACCAGUACAUGGUUGAAGUGGAGGAAAAUGGAGGAAUCCCCCAUAAAAGGAAUCAUCCCUCUGACAAUAGAAGUGCAUGUUUAAUUAGAAAUGGACAUGGGAUCCACAAUGCUUUUAAGGAAAAUCAUUCUGCCUCAGCCUCUUACUGUCAGGAGUGUUAUGGGGUCCUUGGAGUGGGAUCUCAAUUGGGCGCAAAGGAGAUAGUGCAGGGUUUACAGAAUUUAAAAGUGUUGGAGAUAGAAGAUGUGGAACAACAGGCUGAUGUCAAACAGUGUCCAAGCUCAGGGGAAGGUGGUGCUGGAAGCCAUGUAAGUUCAUCAACCAAAGGGGAUAAUGAGUCGAACCCAAUAACAGAUUGUGAAGUUUGCUGGGAAGACUUGCAUUUGAAGGAGGAAAUUGGGCAAGGUUCAUGUGCUGUCGUUUAUUGUGGAAUUUGGCAUGGAUCGGAUGUUGCUGUUAAGGUAUAUUUUGGAAAUGACUACCAUGAAGGGACUUUAAUUACCUACAAAAAAGAGAUUGAUAUAAUGAGAAGGUUGAGACAUCCAAAUGUAUUGCUUUUUAUGGGAGCAGUGUGUUCACAGGAGAGACUAGCCAUAGUUACAGAGUUCUUACCCAGGGGAAGCCUCUUCAGAAUACUUCACAAAAGCAAUCAAGUUUUAGACAUCAGAAGACGUCUAAGGAUGGCCCUUGAUGUUGCUAGAGGCAUGAAUUAUUUGCAUCACAGAAAUCCACCCAUAGUACACAGAGAUCUGAAAUCUUCUAACCUGCUUGUUGAUAAAAACUGGACUGUCAAGGUUGGGGAUUUUGGCCUGUCAAGGUUGAAGAAUGCGACCUUCCUAACCACAAAAUCUGGGAGAGGAACGCCUCAGUGGAUGGCUCCUGAAAUCCUUCGCAACGAACCUUCAAAUGAAAAAUCUGAUGUGUUCAGUUUUGGUGUCAUCUUAUGGGAACUGAUGACUCAGUCCAUUCCAUGGGCCAAGCUAAAUUCUUUACAGGUUGUUGGGGUGGUUGGGUUCAUGAAUAGAAGGCUAGACCUACCAGAAGGGCUUGAUCCCAGAGUCUCAUCCAUCAUCCAUGACUGCUGGAGAAGUGACCCGGAACAGCGCCCAUCGUUUGAAGACAUAAUUCAGAGCAUAACAAGCCUAAUCCCAAGAGUUUCAGAAGCAGUAGCAGCAUCCAUUGGACAAAGCUCAGUAUCGUAAAAUGGCAUGUGGCUAAUUAGUUGGGUGUACAUGCUUUCCUAAAUCAUAAAGGAGGUCAGUCUGAACAAGCUUUGGACAAGUGACGUGGUAAAAAAAGGAAAACAGUUUUAGGCGGUAUUAUUUUGUUAGUUUAAAGUCUGUGCAGAGUAGAGGUAAAUGUUCUGUGUUGGAAAGAAAGUUGCUGUAAUAACUCUUUGUGCUUGCUUCUGUAUAAUAUCAAGCUGUUGAAAAAUAAUGUAGGUUUGCACUUAUGAGGUGACUACAUUUAUUUUUUUAAUUUUAAUUUUAA
This is a messenger RNA of Malania oleifera, 2823 nucleotides long. RefSeq lists its product as uncharacterized. Gene Ontology annotation, biological process: protein phosphorylation. The record is from RefSeq and is a predicted model, not a curated record. Lineage: Eukaryota; Viridiplantae; Streptophyta; Magnoliopsida; Santalales; Ximeniaceae. The transcript has 15 exons. Bases 207 to 2534 code for a protein of 775 amino acids. Gene Ontology annotation, molecular function: protein kinase activity; ATP binding.